Trichoderma virens Gv29-8 is the source of this 470-nucleotide messenger RNA. RefSeq lists its product as uncharacterized. NCBI's taxonomy places the organism in Eukaryota, Fungi, Ascomycota, Sordariomycetes, Hypocreales, Hypocreaceae. The transcript is spliced from 2 exons. The annotation marks the transcript as partial. The record is from RefSeq and is a predicted model, not a curated record.
CAAGCACCGCUGCGUAUUGUUUGGUAUAUAAAUAUUGCAAGCUUCUUUUCAUAUUUCAUUAAAUCAACUCUGGCUAUCCAUACCCUUUCUUAUCUAUAUUACGAAAAGAUCAAUACUUUGUGGUCCAAUUCGAACCGCGAAACAGCAAUCCUGGCGAUUUAUAUCUUUAUCUCGAGACAAGCUCUCUUUGCUUCGGCUCUUUUCGAAGCGGCCGAUGAGUUGUGGCCACCUUAGGUCAAUGGGUCAGGACCUGAUGGAAGCGACAGCCUGAAUAGUGCAGGCAUGAAUGUAGACUACGAAAUUUAUAUUCUUUGACAAAAAAUAUUGUUCAAGUUGAAAAGCACUUUCGGCCCUUCGUACAAUAUCCGGACGAGAUGUUCCAGCAAAUAAUAAAAACCCUUGCAUCUCCUGGAUUCAAGGGAGAAAUCGAAGAUGUGGCACCAACUCAGCAUGUUUUUUUGGAUACCAGC